AUGCGUGCCUCACCACUUGCUCUGGCUGCUGCCCUGACCGUGGGCGGUGUAAAGGCUGCCCUCAGUGUCGUUCCAGGGGCAACAUGGACUGCCACAAAUACUGGAGAGCACGUCCAAGCUCAUGGCGCAGGUAUCAUCGAGGAAGAUGGUGUCUACUACAUGAUUGGCGAGGAGAAGACAGAUGGUGCUUCAUUCCAAGCAGUCAACUGCUACUCGUCCACCAACUUGGUUGAGUGGAGCUUUCAGGGACGCCUCUUGACUCGAACCGAGGAGGCUGGUGAUCUCGGCCCCAAUCGCAUCAUUGAGCGACCCAAAGUCACCAAGAACGAUGCGACUGGAAAGUACGUCUUGCAUCUCCACAUCGAUUCGUCCGACUACAAGGAUGCCAAAGUCGGCGUCGCAACAGGCGACAGCGUCUGUGGUCAGUAUGAGUACAUUCGAAGCUUCCGCCCGUUCGAUUUCCAGAGCCGCGAUAUUGGCAUCUUCAAGGAUGAUGAUGGCAGCGCGUACCUGUUGAGCGAGGAUCGCGAGUAUGGAACCCGCAUCAUCAAACUCACGGAUGACUACCUCGAUGUUGCCGAGGUAACUUUUGGUUGGGAGUACUUCGCCGAGUCUCCCGCGCUUGUCAAGCGUGACGGCACAUACUUCAUUUUCGGCUCGCACCUCACAGGCUGGAACCCCAAUGACAACGUCUAUAGCUACGCCACGUCUCUCUCUGGACCUUGGUCCAACUGGACGGAAUUCGCACCCGUCGGCUCCAAGACUUACAACAGCCAAGUCAGCUUCGUGCUUCCCCUUGGCACGGACAAGGCCAUCUACAUGGGCGAUAGGUGGCACUCGACAAACCUUGCUGCCAGCACCUACAUCUGGUUGCCUCUUCAGUUUGAUGGUACAACUGUGACUCUCAACUGGCACGAUUCCUGGAACCUUGAUACAGCCGCAGGCACCUGGUCUGAGAGUACAAUCACAAACGAGAUCGAGGGCGAGACUGGCGCACUCUCCAACGGUGCCCGCGUCGUCGAAUGUUCGGAGUGUAGUGGCUCUGCGGCUGCCGGAUAUCUGGGCGGGGACGAAGAUGGUACUGCUACUUUCAACUUCACUGUGGCUGAGGCUGAGCGGGUCACCCUCAUUGUCAACCAUAAGAACGGUGAUACUGCCUCGCGCCAUGCCGCAGUGUCUGUCAACGACGAAGAUCAAUCAGCCGCUUUCCUCGCGACGUCUCAUCUUUCCACCACCGGAAGCAGCGCUAUUCACGUCAACCUCCAGCAGGGUGAAAACUUGAUCACAUUUUCGAAAUCAGAGGGAUGGGGCCCGGAUAUUGACCAACUCGUUGUGCCUAGUGUCUAG
Messenger RNA from Colletotrichum orchidophilum, 1347 nucleotides. RefSeq names its product glycosyl hydrolase family 43 protein. The coding region runs from base 1 to 1347 and encodes 448 amino acids. Gene Ontology annotation, molecular function: hydrolase activity, hydrolyzing O-glycosyl compounds. The record is from RefSeq and is a predicted model, not a curated record. Gene Ontology annotation, biological process: carbohydrate metabolic process. The transcript has 5 exons. Lineage: Eukaryota; Fungi; Ascomycota; Sordariomycetes; Glomerellales; Glomerellaceae.